Messenger RNA from Balaenoptera acutorostrata (minke whale), 2037 nucleotides. RefSeq names its product transforming growth factor beta receptor 3 like (gene TGFBR3L). The record is from RefSeq and is a predicted model, not a curated record. The transcript is spliced from 8 exons. NCBI's taxonomy places the organism in Eukaryota, Metazoa, Chordata, Mammalia, Artiodactyla, Balaenopteridae. Bases 78 to 956 code for a protein of 292 amino acids.
UCCCCAAAUGGCCCCCCAGCCAAGGCCAGAGCCGCCUGCCCACCUGCUGGGCCCAGUGCUGCCUCAGCCGGUCCAGCAUGCUGGGCACCGUGAUCCUGCUGCUGGCCCUGCUCCCAGGGACGACCACCGUGCCCAGCGAGCCAGCUGCGUCCCCGUUCCCCGCGGCGCCAGGGCCCAGGCUGCGCCGACCCCUUUUCAGUCUGGAGCUGUCGGACGCGGAGGACGCCUUCCCGCGCCGCGCGGGGCCGCUGGAGGUCCCGGCCGACAGCCGCGUGUUCGUGCAGGCGGCCCUGGCCCGUCCCUCCCCGCGCUGGGGCAUGGCCCUGCACCGCUGCUCGGUGACACCAUCCUCACGCCCGACCCCGGGCCCCGCCCUGGCGCUGCUGCGCGGGGGCUGUUCCGCCGACUCCUCGGUCACCUUCCCGACACCGCGGCCGCUCCCAGGUGCCGCUCGCCCCGCGCGCUUCAGCUUCCGCCUGCGCCCGGUCUUCAACGCCUCUGUGCAGUUCCUGCACUGCCAGCUGAGCCGCUGCCGCCGCCUCCGGGGAGCCCGCCAGACGCCUGCGCCUCUGACGCUGUCUUCACCGUCGCCGCCCCUUAGGUGUCUGCCUCAGGAUGAGGCGUGCGCGGGCGCCGGCAGUGGCCGCGAUGAGAGUCUGGGUGCCGACAGCCCUCACCUGCACACGCUGACGCAGCCCAUCGUGGUCACGGUGCCGCGGCUGCCCCCCAGGCCACCCAAGGGCGUCCCCGGCACAGCCGUGCGACCCGAGCCUCCCGCGCCGGCCCCGGGGAUCCUGGAGCCCGCGCCGGUGGUAGCACUUGUGUUGGCCGCCUUCGUGCUGGGCGCCGCUCUGGCCGCCGGGCUCGGCCUCGUCUGCGCUCACUCAGCGCCCCCGCCCCCCGGCCCGCCCCCGAGAGCCUCGCCCAGCGGCCCACCGCCCAGGAGGCCCCAGUGAGGCAGGCGGAGUACCAAAUGUUUUACGGAUAUUAAUCCUUGUAACCAGCUUCAGGUAGAUACUCUUAUAAUCCCCAUAAUAGAGAUUUUAAAAUGAGGUAAUCUCUGAAAUUAACUUGCCAAAGGUCACAAAAUUUGGUGGAGCUGGGAUUCGAAAUCACGUAGUGGGUGACCCGCGGCCGACUGCGGGCUUAGUGUCGUAAGAAAGAACCUCAACACCUCAAGACAGGCACACUAGGCAAGGAGAAUUCGGGUUUCAGACCUAGCACCCACCCUCGCCCCGGCACACAGACUGAUGGGACGGCCAAUGAUCGGUUGGGAAGGGGGUGACCUGACGUAGCGUCCUCUCCCCUGCUCAGCCUGAGUCGCCCCUCUCCAGAGACAGCGCGCCCCCAUCAGGGUCCGGAGACAUACCAGCCACAGCCUUGGACCAGGCCCGCCAGGACCUGAGACUCGAUGGGACUAAGAUCCCUGCGCCCCGCGCCCCCUCUUGCUCCUCCUCCCACCCUCCCACCUGGGCUCAGAAUAAACAUCUGGCCUGAACUGCAGUGUUCUCAAGUCUGCGUGUGCGCGUGGCGCGGGGGUGGGGAUUCCAGAGUGGAAAAGGUCCAGACUGGAGGGGUGGAGCUUUGGGGCGGGGCUCAUAAGCCCUUAUAUAUACGUGUGCGGUUACCGCCCAGGGGAGUCCCAAGGGCAUUUUGUCCCAAACAAAAAGGGGACACUCAACCCCACCAGCUUAAAUUUAAAAAUAAGCUUCGUUUCCUUCUCCACCCCUGCACCGCCCACCUGCCUUCUCAACCCCAGGAUUUCUCCGCUCUCCACUCCCACCGCCCGGACCCUGCCCUCGCUAGGGCCUCGAGCUCAGGCCUCUGCUCCAGUCUCCUCUCCGUCUAGCCUAAAGGUCCUUAAAUCCCUCCUGCCCGAGCUUCUCCCUCCUCAGAGCAUAGACAAGGGGGGGACUAUUAGCUCCAUUUUACGGUUGAGGAAACUGAGGCUCGGCAAGGCCAAAUCACUUGCUCACCAGUCAGGGCUGGCCGACCCCACAGCCCAGGCUCUUGGCUACAAAGCACGUAAUAGGAGUU